Molecule: messenger RNA, 519 nt
Organism: Cotesia congregata
Lineage: Eukaryota; Metazoa; Arthropoda; Insecta; Hymenoptera; Braconidae
Source: the annotation of a GenBank genome assembly
AUGGGAGCAAUCCAUUUAUCUUGUUUAGAACGCUGGUUGGAGGAGAGUAACAGAAAUAGUUGUGAGUUGUGUGGUUAUCAAUUUGAUAUAGAACGCACACCACGUUACAGCGCAUUACACUCCAUAAUAAUAUGGAUGUGCACAAAACAAGAGGAACAACAAUUAUUUGUACGUAAUAUACGUGUUGAUUUAAUACGUUGCAUGAUCGCCACUCCACUGACAUUAGGCUCAACUUACGUAUGUAUUGUCGCCGCGGAUUUUUAUUCGACAAAUAACUAUGACAACUUCCCGCCUGCAAGAUGGACAACUUAUUCACUUGUUGCUAUGAUGAUACUAGUUGUAUUUUCAUAUUUUGCUUGGAUUUAUAUGGCCUUGCAAUAUCAUCAACGAGUAUGGUUUUAUUGGUGGCAAAAAACAAGUGUUGUUAAGUUGAAGCAUCAUCACACGUCGAUGGAAGACGUAAAUAAAAAUCUGACGAUGUACCGCUCGAGGAUGAGCCACGGGAUCUUGCCAGUCUGA